AUGUAUACUUCAUGUCGGGAAAGCUUUAAAGCUUCUCAAAGAUGGGGCAGACGACUUAUAAGCUCUAAGGUUAUCGGUAUAGACCUUGGGACGACCAAUAGUGCAGUGGCCUACAUCAGGGAUUCAAGGAAUAAGCAAUCUGCAACCAUUAUAGAGAACGAUGAAGGACAGCGUACGACACCAUCGAUAGUAGCUUAUGACAGGAAUGGAAAAGCAAUUGUAGGAGCAGCAGCCAAAAGGCAGGGCGCCAUCAAUCCAAGGAAUACAUUCUUUUCGACAAAAAGACUCAUUGGGCGUUCGUUUGAGGAUCAGGAAGUCCAAAGAGACAUGAAGACUCUACCAUAUAACGUUGUCAAAUCAGAGCUAAACGGGCAGGCGUACGUCGAGACAACCAACGGGGAAGUGAAGUCUCCUAGUGAGAUAGGCUCUUUGAUCUUAGGUUAUUUGAAGAAAACCGCAGAGGCUUACUUAAAUGAAGUGGUUGACAAGGCAGUCGUUACAGUCCCAGCAUAUUUUAAUGAUUCGCAGAGACAGGCAACUAAAGAUGCGGGAAAAUUAGCAGGCUUAAAAGUGCUGAGAGUCAUAAAUGAACCCACCGCGGCAGCAUUGAGUUUUGGGUUAGAUGAUGAAAGAAACUCGGGAAUUAUAGCGGUCUAUGAUCUUGGUGGCGGAACUUUUGAUAUAUCGAUACUGGAUAUCGAGGAUAGUGUUUUCGAGGUUAGAGCAACAAAUGGUGACACUCAUCUUGGCGGGACAGAUUUCGAUGAGGUAAUUGUCGAACAUAUCAUAAGAUCAUUUAUUUUAGAGAAUCAAGAUUUGGAUGCCGUUAUGUUGAAGCAAAACGGUAAAAUGAUGCAAAGAAUUCGAGAAGCCGCUGAAAAGGCAAAGAUUGCACUGUCGCAUGUUAAGACCACCACGAUUGAUAUUCCAUUCAUUUACGAGAACAGGCAUCUGCAUUUCACUUUGAAGGAAAGCGAAUUGGAUGAAAUGACGAUGCAUCUAAUUAAGCGGACGAUAGAUCCAGUGAAAAGAGCUCUGAAAGAUGCGGAUGUUGAGCCAGAAGAUGUGGAUGAUGUUCUUCUAGUGGGCGGUAUGACGAGAAUGCCAAAGGUCAGGGCCGUCGUAGAGGAAGUUUUCGGAAAGAAACCCAAUACAUCGGUGAACCCCGACGAAACGGUCGCACUCGGUGCUGCUAUUCAGGGCGGUGUUUUGUCCGGUGAGAUUCAGAAUGUCCUACUACUAGAUGUCACGCCACUAACUCUCGGCAUCGAAACAUAUGGUGGUGCUUUUUCGCCUUUGAUUCCAAGAAACACUACGGUACCUGUCAAAAAGACCGAGGUAUUCAGCACGGGUGUUGAUGGACAGACUGGUGUCGAUAUUAAAGUUUACCAGGGAGAGAGGGGUCUCGUUCGCGACAACAAAUUGAUCGGUGAUUUCAAGCUCACUGGCAUUACACCAUCACCCAAAGGAGUCCCCCAGAUCGCCGUGACUUUCGACAUUGAUGCAGACGGUAUCAUAAACGUAUCUGCAUCAGAAAGAAGUAGCGGGAGAGAAGAAUCGAUUACAGUAAUUGCUAAUUCAGGACUCACCGAGGAUGAAAUUCAGAAGAUAGUCGAAGACGCCAACGCUAAUAGAGAGAAAGAUAGCCUCAUCAAAAAAAGGAUUGAGCUCAUCACAAAGGCUGAUAUCAUGAUAAGUGACUCGGAAAACGCAUUCGAGCGAUUCAAGGACAUUAUAUCUGCGGAUGAGACAUAUCCAGAAGUUCUUGCGGAACUACGCCAAGUGCGUGAGAUCAUUAACGACUUCAAAAAAAAUGAGUCCAACUUAGACUACAAUGUCGACGACGUCAAGAAAGCCACAGAUGCACUACAGAACAGGGCGCUCAAAUUAUUUCAAAGCGCCUCGAAGAAGCAGGCUGCCGCCAAGAAGUGA
Molecule: messenger RNA, 1932 nt
Organism: Torulaspora globosa
Lineage: Eukaryota; Fungi; Ascomycota; Saccharomycetes; Saccharomycetales; Saccharomycetaceae
Gene: SSQ1
Product: Hsp70 family ATPase SSQ1
Exons: 1
Coding region: 1-1932 (643 amino acids)
Biological process (GO): protein refolding; cellular response to unfolded protein
Cellular component (GO): cytoplasm; mitochondrion
Molecular function (GO): ATP-dependent protein folding chaperone; heat shock protein binding; ATP hydrolysis activity
Source: RefSeq, a predicted model, not a curated record